UCACUUGUUGCUCUGCACGAGCUCUCUGAGUUUCUCGGGCUGCGCGCCGGUGAGUGUGUCCUUCUCCUGACCGUUCUUGGUGAGCUUGAAGGUGGGCACGCUGUGAAUGUCGAACUCCUCGGACAGCAGGUUGUUCUCGUCGAUGUCAACAUACAGAAACUGCACGUCCGAAUGCUCCUCGCUCAUCUUCUCAACUACUGCCACCCGGGGCAU
Molecule: messenger RNA, 213 nt
Organism: Vitrella brassicaformis
Lineage: Eukaryota; Vitrellaceae
Source: the annotation of a GenBank genome assembly